AUGCGCUUGCAAUCGGCUCGCACAGUACGUGAAUAUGAACGGAACAUCGAACCUUUGAAGGAGAUGUUUCCGGUUGGAAUACCGUCAGGUAGUGGUGGAAACCCCACGGAGGAAUUUGUGUGGACGUACCUGCAGGAGAUUCACCCGACUAGCUGGACAGUCUUGGGCAACAGUGAUUUGAGCGAUAAUGAAACUGCGUGGCUCAAGGAGAAUUGGAAAGAUACGUCUUCUUAUGGAUUCGGCCUUCCUCUUUUUGGUGUGCGUUCAACCAGCGGAGUAGAAGAGACUGCACAAAGUUGGGUUGCUGAGCAAUUUGACAUCACACCACAUGCUCAGAAGCUAUUUGACGCCGAACAGAAGCAUGUUGCGAAGCUUACAGUGUUGCCGUCUCAAAUCGGCUGCUUUUAUGUAUUCCAACCAUUUGACCGCAGCGAUGUUGCUUCGGCGACGAAAAUGUUUGAAACGAACAUGAUUUCGGGGAAGUGUCGGCCGUGCCGCGUUUCGGAACAAUUAAAAAUUCCGUGUCGCCAUAUCCAGGCUGUUCUCUUUGACUUGAAGAGACGCAAUCCUGGCAAGAUUCCUGUGCUACGGGGCGAAGAGGCCAAGCUGCCGUCCACGAAGCAGCAAUGCACAGACGCGAUAGUUGAAGAAGGGUACGAUGAACACGAUGCUACUCCUACCAUUUACAAGUUUUUCGCAUCCAACAUCACGUCUGCGAGCACACCAGACAGAGGUGCAUACUACUGCACGAAGUGCAACAAGCCUGGGCACAACGCAAGAACAUGCAGAUUUACAAGCCAGGAAGUCGAAGAAGCAGGAGUAUUGACUGUCCCUGGUGUGUACGUGCUUGGGGAGUCACCGCUGAAAGUUUGCGGAUUGUCGCCAACGGUGUUGAGCACGAUGGAUAGCGAGUUCUUGUGA
Messenger RNA from Phytophthora infestans T30-4, 921 nucleotides. RefSeq lists its product as uncharacterized. Lineage: Eukaryota; Oomycota; Peronosporomycetes; Peronosporales; Peronosporaceae. Gene Ontology annotation, molecular function: zinc ion binding; nucleic acid binding. The transcript is spliced from 3 exons. The record is from RefSeq and is a predicted model, not a curated record. Bases 1 to 921 code for a protein of 306 amino acids.